Molecule: messenger RNA, 219 nt
Organism: Adineta steineri
Lineage: Eukaryota; Metazoa; Rotifera; Eurotatoria; Adinetida; Adinetidae
Source: the annotation of a GenBank genome assembly
AUGGAUCAAUUAAUGUCAGGUGAAUUAUUAAAUCAAGAUCUUUUUAAUGCACAAGUUGAAACUGAUAUUUCUAUAUUUCAAACAAUAACAAGAUCAAAUUUUCUUCGUUCAUUAACGUCUAUGCGUUCAUUUAUAAAUAGAAAUGAACUUUUGACUACUUCUUUAAUAUCUGCUACUACAAGUGUUUCACAUGAUAAUACAGUCACAUCAUAUGGAUAA